AUGAAUACUGGGAGUUAUCAAGAAUCUGCCAACCAAACACUAGGGAGAUAUUUUCCUCCAGACACCAAAGAGAAGCAACAGCUCAGGAUGACUAAACUCUGCGAUCCCCCAGAAAGUAAAUUGUCACCAUUUCUCAUCACCUUACUGUUAGCAGUUUUACUUGCUGAAUACCUCAUCGGUAUCAUUGCAAAUGGAUUCAUCACAGCUAUACAUGCAGCUGAAUGGGUUCAAAAUAAGGCAGUUUCCACAAGUGGCAGGAUCCUGGUUUUCCUGUGUAUAUCCAGAAUAGCUCUCCAAAGCUUCAUGAUGUUGGAAAUUACCAUCAGCUCAAACUUCCUAAGUUUUUAUUAUGAAGAUGCUGUAUAUUAUACAUUCAAAAUAAGUUUUAUAUUCUUAAAUUUUUGUACCCUGUGGUUUGCUGCCUGGCUUAGUUUCUUCUACUUUGUGAAGAUUGCCAAUUUCUCCUACCCACUUUUCCUCAAGUUGAGGUGGAGAAUUUCUGGAUUGAUGCCCUGGCUUCUAUGGCUGUCCGUGUUUAUUUCCUUCAGUCACAGCAUGUUCUGCAUCAACAUCUGCACUAUGUAUUGUAACAAUUCUUUCCCUAUGCAUUCCUUCAACUCCACUAAGAAAAAGUACUUCUCUGAGACCAAUGUGGUCAGCCUGGCUUUUUUCUAUAACCUGGGGAUUGUGGUUCCUCUGAUCAUGUUCAUCCUGGCAGCCACCCUGCUGAUCCUCUCUCUCAAGAGACACACCCUAUACAUGGGAAGCAAUGCCACAGGGUCCAGGGACCCCAGUAUGGAGGCUCACAUGGGGGCCAUCAAAGCCACCAGCUACUUUCUCAUUCUCUACAUUUUCAAUGCAGUUGCUCUGUUUAUCUACCUGUCCAACAUCUUUGACAUCUACAGUCUGUGGAAUAUUUUGUGCCAGAUCAUCAUGGCUGCCUACCCUGCCAGUCAUUCAAUUCUACUGAUUCAGGAUAACCCUGGACUCAGAAGAGCCUGGAAGCGGCUUCAGCUUCGACUUCAUCUUUACCCAAAACAGUGGACUCUGUGA
Sapajus apella (tufted capuchin) is the source of this 1053-nucleotide messenger RNA. RefSeq names its product taste 2 receptor member 39 (gene TAS2R39). The transcript has a single exon. The coding region runs from base 1 to 1053 and encodes 350 amino acids. Gene Ontology annotation, molecular function: G protein-coupled receptor activity; bitter taste receptor activity. The record is from RefSeq and is a predicted model, not a curated record. Gene Ontology annotation, cellular component: membrane. Gene Ontology annotation, biological process: sensory perception of taste; detection of chemical stimulus involved in sensory perception of bitter taste; G protein-coupled receptor signaling pathway. Lineage: Eukaryota; Metazoa; Chordata; Mammalia; Primates; Cebidae.